GGCGCCCCCUGGCGCCGGAGAGCGCGGGCGGCUGGGGAAUGGCUGCUGCCAUGGUGCCGGGGCGCAGCGAGAGCUGGGAGCGCGGGGAGCCUGGCCGCCCGGCCCUGUACUUCUGCGGGAGCAUUCGCGGCGGACGCGAGGACAGGACGCUGUACGAGCGGAUCGUGUCUCGGCUGCGGCGAUUCGGGACAGUGCUCACCGAGCACGUGGCGGCCGCCGAGCUGGGCGCGCGCGGGGAAGAGGCUGCUGGGGGUGACAGGCUCAUCCAUGAGCAGGACCUGGAGUGGCUGCAGCAGGCGGACGUGGUCGUGGCAGAAGUGACACAGCCAUCCUUGGGUGUAGGCUAUGAGCUGGGCCGGGCCGUGGCCUUUAACAAGCGGAUCCUGUGCCUGUUCCGCCCGCAGUCUGGCCGCGUGCUUUCGGCCAUGAUCCGGGGAGCAGCAGAUGGCUCUCGGUUCCAGGUGUGGGACUAUGAGGAGGGAGAGGUGGAGGCCCUGCUGGAUCGAUACUUCGAGGCUGAUCCUCCAGGGCAGGUGGCUGCCUCCCCUGACCCAACCACUUGACUUAAUCUUUCUUAAAUUCUUCUAUUCUCAGACAUUGCUCUAGUACCAUUCCUUCCUCUUAGCCCCAGGAGCAAAUUAAAAGGUACAGUUAAAAUCCUAA
Molecule: messenger RNA, 663 nt
Organism: Pan troglodytes (chimpanzee)
Lineage: Eukaryota; Metazoa; Chordata; Mammalia; Primates; Hominidae
Gene: DNPH1
Product: 2'-deoxynucleoside 5'-phosphate N-hydrolase 1
Exons: 4
Coding region: 39-563 (174 amino acids)
Biological process (GO): deoxyribonucleoside monophosphate catabolic process
Cellular component (GO): nucleus
Molecular function (GO): 5-hydroxymethyl-dUMP N-hydrolase activity
Source: RefSeq, a predicted model, not a curated record